UAUUUUCCGAACCACACAAGGUCCUGAGGGGAUAGCGAGUUAGCCGCAAGCCGGAUAGAAGAGGAAUUUUCAGUGGGGGUGCCGAACACACAGACAGGAGACAGCAAUGAAUAUGAUCCAUAUGGGCACUGGUUGUAUGAAUCCAAGUAGAAUUCGACCUCCACUUUCGGUGAAGUCCAUUACACCACCAUUGUGGGCACGAAGAACGAAUUUGGGAUCAAGAUUCCGAAGUUUGAAGUGCAGAAGCGGAUCGGAAGAGGAAAUUAGUAACAAUGGUAGUGACUUCAAUUUCAAGGAUGCAGUGUCGGGCAUGGUGGAUCAGCAAGUGCAGGAGCUUUUGAGCAGGAAGGAAAAUAGGGUUUUGCUUGAUGGGUUAGAGAAGGCGUCGCUGAGGGUUGAGAUGGCCAAGAAAGAACUCGCGUUGAUUGAAGAACAAGAGCGUGCCGCCAAGCAGUUCAGGGGCUACAUCAAUCAGCUUGAGGGCAAAGCCAUGGAGAUUGCAGAGUGUCAACGAGAAAUAUCAGAGGCAAAAGUAUUGAUUGAGGAAGCAGAACGCUCUCUAUCACUAAAUGAGGAUGGACUUGAAGAUGGGAAUGCAGCCAUGGGAAGCAAAACUGAGGAAAUUGACAGGGAUAAAGAGAGGUUGGAAUCAGUGAAGGCUGCAUCUAUUUCUGCCCUUAUAGGUUCCAUUGCAGGGCUCCCUUUAUGCUUGACUCAGGCCUCCGACUUUACUCAACUGAUACUCCCUUUGGCAAUUAAUUUCAUUAGCUGUGCAUUGUUUGGAGUGACCUUUCGAUACACCGUAAGGCGAAAUUUGGAUGAUGUUCAGCUUAAGACAGGGACAGCAGCAGCUUUCAGUGUCGUUAAAGGUCUUGCAACCCUGGGAGGAGGACCACUUCUUGAACUGAACUAUGAAAGCUUCUUAUCACAUGCCCUAAAUGGCACAAUCUAUGUGUUUGAGAAUCUUCUUAUUUUUGUUUUUGCUGCAGUUGGCCUGGACUACUGUUUCAAGACAAGGCUUUUGGGCCCAUUUCCUGUAAAUAGACCAAGUGAGAAUUCAAAGUGAAUGCAGCAUUUAUUUCAGUUGGCAUGUCGACAAUUUACAUUUAUUGGUCACUAUGUUGCCAUUUUC
Messenger RNA from Neltuma alba, 1132 nucleotides. RefSeq lists its product as uncharacterized. Lineage: Eukaryota; Viridiplantae; Streptophyta; Magnoliopsida; Fabales; Fabaceae. The record is from RefSeq and is a predicted model, not a curated record. The transcript is spliced from 3 exons. Bases 107 to 1066 code for a protein of 319 amino acids.